CCGGCGCACCCCGGCCAUUAAAACAAACGCACACAGCCUAGCGGUACCCUCCAUGUAGCAGUUGACCAAGACGUUCAGAGUUGCUUAACUAACACCUUUCGACACCGGUAAACGAUGAUGUCGUAAACUACGAGUCCAGCCCCUCAACUGACCUUGUAUCCCCGCCAGUAUGUGAACAUAAGAGCCAGAAAGAUGCCAGCAUGUCUUCUCUAAAGCGUAAGAAGUUCUCCAGGGACAUCAGGUGUGUUGUCUUCCCGGAUGAGGUCGGACACAACAGCGCUAACACCGCGGCGGGGUUAACUGCCCCAUCCACCGGCAAGUCAGCCGCCAGGGCGUGGGAGAGGUGUGGGGAGAGCUUUAUUGACCUUCCUAAAGUCAAGGAUGGCCAUUCGUCUGGAAGGACAUUGUCUGCUGUCAGGAAGUUGGACCCAGCCUCUUUUUCAGUGCAUGACAGCUCUGGUCACCAUGACGACGACCCCGUGGACAUAGCGUGGACCUCCAGUGAAAAUGAGGGGUCGGGUGACGAGAGGCCGAAGCAGUCUCUGGCUAAAGCUGUGCCUCCUAAACGACAAGAGAGGAAGAGAAAGACACAGAGACCAGCCGGCAGAGCAUCGCAUGCGCUCCCUGCUGGUGAAGCGCCUAGCAUCUCCAGUCACCGUGACGACGAGGACCCGUUGGACAUCGCCUGGACGUCGUCUAGUGAGAGUGAGCGGUCGGAUACAGAUCGCGACCGGUCUCUUGCUAGAGCGAUGGCUCCCGGACCACCAGAGAGGCGUAGGAAAACUCUCCGACCCACCGCCGCUGUUGAGUGCUCCGCCAAACCACCCACUGAUGAAGAAGACCUUCCCAUCAUUGAUUCGGACAGUGAUCUGAACGGCUCUCCUGAUCAGUUGAAACGUGACACUGCGGGUCAUAUAUCUGAGUGUGAGUCUCCACGGCAUGCCGUCCACGGGGGCCUGAAAGCACCUAUAUCACCAGGGGUAAGUAAAUGCCAAUCGUAUCAAAUGAAGUUAAAUAGGUUUAUACAACUACGUCCCAUCAGGCUGUGCGCGCUGGUCCAGGACGGCCGUGGUAUCUUCAGCGUGGUUCAGCUCCAGCCUCUGCCCUGGGACCGGGAGCUGCAGCAGUACACCCAGAAGUGGCAGGGACGGGCCUGCGCCCUGAGGAACGUCAAGGUGGUGCAGCGGGUUACUCGGGAAAGGUACGGUAGAGCUUUCCAAUUGAUAGACAGUGUCUGGCCUCCAACGAUUCCCUUUCAGGGCAGAGGCACGAGCGCUGCUCCCUGCUUCUACUACCUGCUCUCUGGCCAGGAAGACUCUGUUGAGGCCCUGGAGGGCUCGGCCCUAUCGGCUCUCUACCUCCCCCCCAAAGAAUUGCCCCUUCGGGAUGUCCUGCGGAGUGCCGGAGGCGUGCGUUGUCACAGUUUUACUGCGACCGUGGUGUACGCCAGCAUUCUGGUGCGUCCACCUUUGCCUACACUAGGGGACGCUGUAGACCAGGCUGAGGUCUGGUUGUCGCUGACGGACCCCAGCCUCCAGGAGGAGGGGGAGGGGCAGGCCGAAGGCGGGGGGCCGUGCAGGCGAACGGUGCCCGUGUGUAUCAGCACUUCCUGUGUGCUCAAUUCCUCCGUCGCUGCGGCGAUACGCUCGCCCGCGGCCGCCAUCUUGUCAUUUAGAGACGUCGUAAUGGAGAACGGCGCCCUGCUGUGCACAGAGCAGUCGGUGGUAGAGACCCCCCACCCAGACCGGGCGGGCAGGUCGGAGCUGACCGGGAGCGAGCCCCCCACCCCCACCAGAGCCACCCUGGGGUGCGGUCUGCCCCGACCAGUGAGGCUGGAUCCCCUGGGUGCGGACACCACGGCCCACUCUCUGUGUACUCUCACGGGAGUAAUCGUCGGCGUGGAGGAGGACACGGCUUGCUCCUGGCCCGCCUGCAGUGCCUGUGGAAGUGACCGCUUACAGGCCACGGGAGCCGGGGAGGCACCGGCUUUCCGCUGCCGGGCAUGUGACUGCGAGGUGCAGCAGCCCAAGCUGAGGCUGCAGCUCGAGGUGACGCUCGCCUCGGCCGUGAGCGAUGGGAUCGUCAAAGUUAAGCUGCACCAGAACACAAUUCAGUCCAUCCUCCCCCCGGCAGCCCUCCAAGCCAGCGAGUUCCCAGGUUACGAGGUGGAACACGUCCUGGGGAAGGCACUGGGCCCCAUCCCCGUUGUCGUCCGCGUCAUCAGCAGGACCCCAACUCUCUGCAUUGGUGUGGAAGAGAUUAGCCUCUGAGGGGGGGCGCGGGGGGGGGGGGGGGGGGUGGCGUCAGAGGAACUAGUGAAAUGAAUCCUCUGGCCCUCAGCUGGCUCCAAGGAUCUGCGCUCUAGGCCUUGGUUCAAGCCCCCCCCCCCACACACACACACAACCCCCCUACCUCGGCCCCCUUCGAAGGCCUCCCUGUAAGCCCCCCACAUCGUUGUGGUGCAGCAGUGAAAGAGGGGGCGGUGGUGGUGGAGGUUUGGAGAGACACAAGGUCUUGUUUGUGUGGUAAUGAUAAGUGAGAAUGUGGAGCGGGACUUGACAACCCAAGGGGAGAGCGGCAGGAGAGCCCUGCCCCUGUCAGUGGGACCCACGUGGUGUGCAGGGGGGGAUUCAGGAACGUGCUGUCAAACCUCCUCCUUCUCUCUCUCUCGCUUUCUCUCUCUCUCUCUCUCGCUCUCGCUCUGUCAUAAGUCCUCAGAACGUUUAGCACCUACCUCUUUGUAGAGACGUAGAUGCGUUUUUUUUUUGAGUUUUUUUUGUUGCAUACUGUGUAAAUAAAGCCGAUUUAAGAAUGG
This is a messenger RNA of Gadus macrocephalus (Pacific cod), 2815 nucleotides long. It is a transcript of the gene spidr, whose product is annotated as scaffold protein involved in DNA repair. The transcript has 16 exons. Gene Ontology annotation, biological process: double-strand break repair via homologous recombination; regulation of establishment of protein localization to chromosome. NCBI's taxonomy places the organism in Eukaryota, Metazoa, Chordata, Actinopteri, Gadiformes, Gadidae. The record is from RefSeq and is a predicted model, not a curated record. Bases 201 to 2270 code for a protein of 689 amino acids. Gene Ontology annotation, cellular component: nuclear chromosome; nucleoplasm.